GGCCCAGAGUGGAGGCCAAAAGAGGGCCCCGUGCUGGCCCCGAUGAGGACGCUACUGACCAUCCUGGCUGUGGGAUCCCUGGCCGCUCACCUUGCGGAGGACACCUCGGAUCUUCUUCAGCACGUGAAAUUCCAGUCCAGCAACUUUGAAAACAUCCUAACGUGGGACAGCGGGCCGGAGGGCACCCCAGACACGGUCUACAGCAUCGAGUAUAAGACGUACGGAGAGAGAGAGUGGCUGGCCAAGGAGGGCUGCCAGCGCAUCGCCCGCAAGUCUUGCAACCUGACGGCGGAGACCAGCAACCUCAACGAGCUCUACUAUGCCAGGGUCACGGCCGUCAGCUCGGGAGGCCGGUCAGCCACCGGGAUGACCGACAGGUUCAGCCCGCGGCAGCACACUACUAUCAAACCACCUGAUGUGACCUGUAUUCCCAAAGUGAGAUCCAUUCAGAUGAUUGUCCAUCCUAACCCCACACCCGCCCACAAGGGGGAUGGCCACCAGCUGACCCUGGAGGAUAUCUUCAGUGACCUGUUCUACCACUUGGAGCUCCACAUCAACCACACCUACCAAAUGCACCUUGAAGGGAAGCAGAGAGAAUAUGAGUUCUUUGGCCUGACCCCCGACACGGAGUUCCUCGGGACCAUCAGGAUUUUGAUUCCAAUCGGGCCCAAGGAGAGCGCCCCCUAUGUGUGCCGAGUGAAGACGCUGCCGGAUCGGACGUGGACCUACUCCUUCUCCGGCGCCUUCCUGUUCUCCAUGGGCUUCCUGGUGGCGGCGCUCUGCUACCUGAGCUACAGAUAUGUCACCAAGCCGCCUGCGCCCCCCAACUCCCUGAAUGUCCAGCGAGUGCUGACCUUCCAGCCGCUGCGGUUCAUGCAGGAGCACGUCCUCAUCCCCGUCUUUGACGCCGGCGGCCCCAGCAGUCUGGCCCAGCCCGUCCAGUACUCCCAGGUCAAGGUCUCGGGGCCCCGCGAGCCCCCGGGAGCUCCACGGCAGCACAGCCUGUGUGAGAUCACCUAUGUGGGGCAGCCGGACAUCAUCCUCCAGCCCCGCCACGUGCCACCUCCCCAGACGCUGUCCCCACUGUCCUAUGCCCCGAAGGCAGCCCCUGAGGUCGGGCCCUCAUCCUACGCACCCCAGAGGACCCGCGAAGCUAAACCCCCGUUCUACGCUCCACAGACCGUCGCUAAGGUCCAGCCUCCCUCCUACAGCCCUCAGACCACUCCGGAUGGCUGGCCUCCUUCCUACGGGGUGUGUGUGGAAGGCUCCAGCAAAGACUCCCCACCUGUGACACUCUCCAGUCCCAAACACCUUAGGCCUAAAGGUCAGCUCCGGGAAGAGGCACCAGCUGGAAGCUACAUCCCGGGUGGCCUUUCUCUGCAGGAGGUGACCUCCUUGGCUUCAGAGGGAUCCCAAGAAGCAAAAACUUUCCUCCAGCCUCUGGGGAUUUGCACGGACAGAGCACCCGAGCCCAGCGUGCUGCACAGUGGGGAGCCAGGGACAUCGCAGUACCUAAAGUGCCAGCUCCCCCUCCUCUCCUCUGUCCAGAUCGAGGGCCACCCUGUGUCCCUCCCUUUGCACACUCCUUCCCUCCCAUGUUCCCCCUCGGACCAAGGUCCAAGUCCGUGGGGCCUGCUGGAGUCCCUGGUGUGUCCCAAGGACGAGGACAAGAGCCCAGCCCCUGAGGCCCCGGACCUGGAGCAGCCCACAGAGCUGGAUUCUCUUUUCAGUGGCCUGGCCCUGACCGUGCAGUGGGAGCCCUGAGGGGAGAACAGGACAGACCUGGGGCUUCCUCCCUGUCCUCCUCUGGCAUCACAUCCGUGGCUGUGAAUCCCGGGCCCAAACGUGUGGCACACUGCCCAGAGAGAACCAGAGGACGGAGGACGAGGGGCCCCUGCCGUGAGUGAGCUCCCCAUCGGAGCAGAAAAGCACGAUGAGGACUGAAGUCGGAGGAGCUCUGGGAGCGCAGAGCCCGGCGGGGCAGGACAGGAUGGUCACAGUGCAGGCAGGUAACGCGGGGAAACCCCAGAGGAGACCCAGCGUCCCACCUCCUAAUACCCUGGACUCAAAGUUCUCGGGGAACCUGCCUGUCUGCACCCCAUUCCCGGCCAGCUUCAUUAUUGAGUGUGACAAAGGGGAAGGCCCCUGCCUCCUCGGUGAUUGCCCAAAGGUGAGAAAAGAGCCUGGAAAAGGACACCUCGUGGGAGGCCAGGCAGAACCAGAACAACCUGCACUUCUGCCAAGGCCGGGCCAGCACCAUGGCCAGGCUUCAGGGAGGGGUGCGCCCUGGGGCACCUCCUAAACUGCACCACUUCAGCUGCGUUCCUCUGCGGGAGGCUCUGCCCCCAGUGACAUGCGGGUCCACCAGGGAGGGAGACACACACACCUUUUCUGCAGGCAGGAGUUUCAGACCUUACCCUGAGAAUGAGGUUUGAAAGGAGCGUGGGGCCAGGUGGCCCCUGAAGGAGAUACGACAACAAACUGUAUUUAUGAUACUUCAUGACCGGGAAACUCUCAGCCAUGGGUUCAACCCAUCUGGAUUUAAAUUCCAGCCUCAGCACUUACAAGCUGUGUGACUUCAUGCACAUGAAUCAUUGCUCAAAACCUCAGUUUCCUCAUCUGUAAAAUGGGGACAGUAACACCUACCUCACGGUGUCGUGGUGAGGAUGACAUUACAUAGCGUCUGGAAAGUGUUUAACAGUGCCUGGUGCAUGGGCAC
Molecule: messenger RNA, 2719 nt
Organism: Lemur catta (Ring-tailed lemur)
Lineage: Eukaryota; Metazoa; Chordata; Mammalia; Primates; Lemuridae
Gene: IL22RA1
Product: interleukin 22 receptor subunit alpha 1
Exons: 7
Coding region: 43-1764 (573 amino acids)
Molecular function (GO): protein binding
Source: RefSeq, a predicted model, not a curated record